GUGACAAUGUUCGAGUAUAUCAAUCCAAAUGUGGACCCGUCCGAACCUCAGAGCUGCUGUCCGCGUUAGUUGAGCGUCGCAGGAGGACGUCAGGGGGAGCGCUGGCUGAGGGUGGAGAUGGAGAACAAAGCCAUUUGCCUGAGGUCCCAUGACGACAGAGACAACACCUCCAUGUUUGAGGAACCGUACGAAGGAGGGAGCUUUUCCAAACUGAACUUGUACGAUGAAGGAACACGGCGAAGGACGGAGCGCUGCUGCAACCACCUGAACUCACUGUCUGCCAUCAAGUACGCCGUCAUCUGCCUCUACGUUCUGCUGCUUCUGUCCACGCUCGGACUCUGUCUGGCAGUGUCUCGCUACCAUGAGUUCUCGCAGCGGCACGCGUUGAACCAGACAGCAGAGCGCCAGCAGCUGCUGCAGCAAAGCCCAGGAGACAAUGUGCUGGAGAACAUCUGGAAGCUGGAGAACGUCUUCCAGAACCACACGGACUGGCUGCAGAGGCUGGAGGCCCUCAUCCAGGGCUUGGAGAGGAAGCUCAGGAACUUCCAGACUCAUUCCAUUCAAGCUGAAGGUUACCUGGCUCAGCUGGAGGAGGGGCUUUCCUCGCUCAGCGGCGCUGCAGGCAGGAACCUGACGAGCCUGAGUGAGGAGGUGAAGCUGACCUCCAGGUGUCUGCAUGACCACAGCCUGCAGCUCAGGGAAACUUUGCGACAGAUGAGCACACUGGAGGAGAAACUGGACAACGUCAGCUGGACGGUGGGGGCCGUUAAUCACACAGUCAGUGGUGACAUCAGCGUUCAUCACCUGAAGAUUAAAGACCUGCAGGUCCAGAUCAGCAACAUCACAGAGGACACAAGCAGUCUGUGGGUGACACACCUGCACACACAGGCACAGCUAAGGAAUGAGCUGGAGAUCCUGAACACCGUCACAGAAGACCUCCGGCUACAGAACUGGCAGCAAUCUGUGGCUUUGAAAAACCUCAGCAUAGUUGAAGGACCUCCAGGACCAAAGGGUGAGAAGGGUGACACUGGACAGCUGGGGCCCUCAGGGGCCCCUGGAAUGACUGGUUUGAGAGGAUUUACAGGAGAGAGGGGGAUGCGAGGACCUCCGGGAACAAAGGGAUCUGUUGGCCAUGAGGGAGAGAAGGGAAAGAAAGGAGACGUUGGACCUGUAGGGCUUAAAGGUGACCAAGGACAGCGAGGCUCAAAGGGAGAGAAAGGUGAAAGAGGGGAGCGAGGAGAGAAAACAGCAGAGGAGACCCUGGUCCGGCUGGUGAAUGGGUCCGGCCCUCACGAAGGCCGUGUGGAGGUUUUCCAUGAGCGCCGCUGGGGGACGGUGUGUGACGAUGCCUGGGACAAGAAGGAUGGAGAUGUGGUCUGCAGAAUGCUGGGCUACAGAGAAGCGGUGGGAGUCCAUGUGACGGGACGCUUCGGACGAGGAUCCGGUCUGAUCUGGAUGGACGAUGUGGCUUGCACAGGGGGUGAAGACACCAUCCAUCAGUGCAAGUUUCCCGGAUGGGGCAAAACCAACUGUGGCCACGUAGAGGACGCUGGUGUGACCUGCGCUGUCGGACCCCCGCCGGACACCGAAGCUUUAAUGUUUCCUGAGAUGGAGAUGACAUAAGACGGUUGGAAUCUUCUGGGAAGGAAGUUCCACUUGUUCUCCAUGACAUACUGGUUCUCUCUUUUCUCAACACCUCCAAGUGCCUUAAGAGCAAACUGGUUUUCUCACUUUCGACUGAAUGCACCACCUCAGCUUCAGAAAAAGUACAAACAACGAGAUACACAACAGCAGCAGGAACGACAACAGCAGAGACGGCAAUAGAAGGAACUGGACAAACAACAGAAGAACUACGUUGCCAUGGAAACAACAUAAAAAACCACAGAACCAAAUCAAUGAAGAACAGGAAAAACUCCUGCAGUGGCAGAAAAAACAGCAGGACCCGUUUUAAGAAGCUGAAAUCCUGACAGAGUUUUGACUGAAAUGACAAAUCCAGCUUACAAUUUGAUGAAGCUGAAUAGAAGCCAGACUGGGUUGGUUGUCAUGGUUACUCUGUGAAUAUUACCGGAUUAGGAACAGAUUUAUAUGAGUUAACUAAGCUAAGUUAUAUCUUUGCUAUGAAUGUCUUCUAACAACAAUGUGUGCUAUUUCUGUGUUUCUGGAAAUGACUAAGAAAGAUGGUUUUAAGUCAAACUAAUCUAUUUGAGAAAACAAAGUACAGGAAAUGGUUUUGAAUUGAUUAACUCUCACGUUUUAGCUUUUAUAAAGUCAUAGUCUACAUUAGUAAACUUACAUGAUGUUGAUGAUGCAGACUAACUAUAAUAAAAAAUACCUAAAGAAAGAGUCAGUAGCAGACUUCAGUGACGCUGAAAGAGUUUGGGUCGCUGCAGCAAACACUGACAUCUAGUGGACAGGAGACAUGAUUUCAACUUGAGAAAGAACCAGAUUAUUGUCACACCAGAGAAUCAAAUGGUCUGUUGGGAUUGGGAACACUGCAACCUUCUCUUUGUUAUAUCUGAAUUAAAAUGCUGUAUGAAAGUCACUGAAA
This is a messenger RNA of Oryzias latipes (Japanese medaka), 2548 nucleotides long. It is a transcript of the gene scara5, whose product is annotated as scavenger receptor class A, member 5 (putative). Gene Ontology annotation, molecular function: scavenger receptor activity; serine-type endopeptidase activity. NCBI's taxonomy places the organism in Eukaryota, Metazoa, Chordata, Actinopteri, Beloniformes, Adrianichthyidae. Gene Ontology annotation, biological process: receptor-mediated endocytosis; zymogen activation. The record is from RefSeq and is a predicted model, not a curated record. Gene Ontology annotation, cellular component: plasma membrane.